AUGGCGCUCUUGCUUUUCUUCGCUGCAUUCGCGUUAUCCGCUGCAACUCAUGCCGUCGGCCAGCCAGCUGGUUUCCUGAGCAUUGACUGUGGCCUAGAGGCAAACUACAGCGGCUACACGGACACCAUCCACGGCAUCUUCUACGUCUCCGACGGCUCGUACGUUGACGCCGGGGAGAACCACGGGGUGGCUGCUGACCAAGAGAGCGGCCGUAUACGCCCUGACUUGACCGUCCGGAGCUUCCCCUCUGGCGUGCGCAACUGCUACGCGCUUCCCACGAACGCCGGGAACAAGUACCUGGUCCGGGUGGUGGCCUUCUACGGCAACUACGACGGCAAGAACAGCUCAUCGUCGUUGCAGUUCGACCUGCACCUCGGGUCAAACUACUGGGACACCGUGCAGGCCGGUAGUACUAAGCAAGUGUACGAGGCAUUGUUCGUGGCGUGGGCCAGCUGGGCGCCGGUGUGCCUCAUCAACACCGGUCAAGGUACACCGUUCGUGUCAUCGGUGGAGCUGAGGAUGUUAGGCAGCGAGCUCUACCCGCAUGUUAUGACCAACCAAUCCAUGCGCCUACAUUUCCGGGACAUUUUGGGGCCAACAACCGUUUCCAGAUCUGUUGCUCGCUAG
Oryza sativa Japonica Group (Japanese rice) is the source of this 627-nucleotide messenger RNA. Its product is annotated as probable LRR receptor-like serine/threonine-protein kinase At1g51810. The record is from RefSeq and is a predicted model, not a curated record. Lineage: Eukaryota; Viridiplantae; Streptophyta; Magnoliopsida; Poales; Poaceae.